AAGGGACUGAAAUGUCCUUCAUAUAAGCCGGUGACAAAGUGGCGAGCAUUGGCCCCCGGGAAGCAGAGAUCACAGCCAGCAAACAGAGAGAGAGAGAGAGAGAGGGAGAGAGAGGACAGAGAGAAACAGAGAGAGACAGACAGACAUACGAGAGAGGAGAAGACCAGAGCAACGAGCACAGACGCUGGAUUCACAGCAACACACCGGAGAGACACGGAGGAAACACUCUCCAGCAGAGGAGCAGAAAACCAGAAGAAAGUAUCCUAAUCCAGACGGAGCAUUCUGCAUCACACCGACAGACCUGUUUUUUUGGCUGUAGAGAUGGGUGUCACCUCUCGCCAUCUGCUAUUUGUUUGCGCAUAUUUGGCGGCUACACUGAUUGGUGGAACCUGCUCCGAGGGGGUGUGUCUUCAAGACGGCAAGCACAAGGCCACGCCCGGCCCGGAGCCACAGCUGAGGGAGUGUGGGCUGUACGCUGACAAUAGCUGCUGCACAGAAGAAGAUAUCCAGGAUAUCUCCCAUGUUCCCUCUGCGAGCAAUAAGAAUGAUCCCUGGGACAAGUGUGGGCCUCUGAGUUCAGAGUGUGAAGGCUUCCUGAAGCGCGUGUCGUGUUUUUACCGCUGCUCCCCUGAUGCCGCGCGUUGGCCUCACCCCCACCGCCGCUCAUACAUCCAGGCCGUGCCACUCUGCCACAGCUUCUGCCGUGACUGGUUUGAUGCCUGCAGGAUGGACAUGACGUGUGCUCGUAACUGGGCCAGAGACCCCCGGGGGCAAAACUGCACUGGGACCUGCGUUCAGUAUCAGCAGAUGUACCAGCACGGCAGGGAUCUCUGCGAAAGCCUGUGGGGCGACGCCUUCAUGACCGUGGAGGAUGAGCCAGAGGAUGUGGGAGAGGCUGGAGAGGUUGGAGCUGGGGGAGGUGGAGGCAGCAGCAGCGGUCGCCCCUGCGGCUGCCUGACCCUCAGUCCCUCGGACAAAGACGUGAUGGCCGCCCUCAGGGCACAGCAGGAUGACCCGGAGGAGCUGGACACCACCAAGACGGGCCUGCCUCAGUACCGAGCCCCGUGCAAGACAAAGCUGCCCCUGCAGGCCAGGGGCGGCCGGAAGGGGAACUCUGUGCUGCGUAAACGCUCCGUCAUUGUGGACGACGUGGAGGGCAGCGGGAGUGGCUUGUAGAGACGAGUGACAGAUAAUAUAUUUAGAGGUUAUUGUCUAGAUCCUAUUCUAGUCUGUUGAAACGGAGUUGUAACCAUGCUCCUCUAACUAACCUUACCACACAGACCUAAACUGUCAUUAUCAUCACGCUCUACAUAUAAUCUCUGUGGUUUUAAGUGAUACUAGAUAGACCGAGAAGCUUGUAACACUUUCAAUAAACACCUGGGUCAGUUAUUUGAACGUAAAUGUAAACAGCCAGGAUUU
Sander lucioperca (pikeperch) is the source of this 1419-nucleotide messenger RNA. It is a transcript of the gene rtbdn, whose product is annotated as retbindin. The transcript has 6 exons. The record is from RefSeq and is a predicted model, not a curated record. The coding region runs from base 322 to 1176 and encodes 284 amino acids. Gene Ontology annotation, cellular component: external side of plasma membrane. Lineage: Eukaryota; Metazoa; Chordata; Actinopteri; Perciformes; Percidae. Gene Ontology annotation, molecular function: signaling receptor activity; riboflavin binding; riboflavin transmembrane transporter activity.